This is a messenger RNA of Penicillium egyptiacum, 1521 nucleotides long. The record is from the annotation of a GenBank genome assembly. Lineage: Eukaryota; Fungi; Ascomycota; Eurotiomycetes; Eurotiales; Aspergillaceae.
AUGCGGCUCGGUCCAGGAGACCUACUCGAGUAUAACGCGAAAUACAAAGUGCUGAUCUGCCGAGAUUGCCACUACGCCAUUCAGAAAAAUGCACUGGGGAGCCAUUUGCUCCGCCACAAAAUUUACCGCGAAGAAAGGCUUCGUUUGCUGUCCAUCAUCCAUCAACUCGACAUCGUCGAACCGGGUGAUCUUCUAUUUCCCAGUCCAAGUACAAGGCCGGUUGAUGCCCUACCCAUAGUGCCUGGGUAUUCCUGUACCAUGACCGGGUGUGGACAUCUCUGUGCAAGCUCUAAACGCAUGAGUCGCCACUGGAGCGAUGUUCACAGUGUUAGUGGGCCGAAUGAUUUUGCCUCUCGUGCGCGCUCAGUGAAGCUUCAGACGUUCUUUCGCGGUACGAAACUCAAGUAUUUCGAGGUCUCUGUGGCAAGUAGAGCUGCGGAGUCACAGAGUUUCGAUGAGGGGAGUAGACAUGACAGAAAGGACUCUGAUGUGAUCGAAGUGCCGUCAUUAGCACAGCCAAUGUCACUUUCUGAGUCUUCUCCUGUGGUUGACUUAGAGACAUUGACCUACUUUCAUCAUUUCAUCCUUACGACGUGUUUGACUCUCCCUAAAAUCGAAGGUACUCUACCAGCGUCACAAUACUGGGGGAAAUACAUCGUUUCGUUAGCUAUGCGACAACGGUGGCUGAUGUGCGGAUUAUUGACCAUUUCCGCGUACCACUCAGCCACGCUCGAGGACGAGACAACAGCACAGCAAAAGCACUGUGAGCGGGCGACAAGGCUCCGUUCCGAAUUCUUCGUCGUGUUCAACGAGAUGAUGAACAAUAGUUCAAACAGUGUGUCCACCGAGACUUUCCAGAAAACGAAAAAGGCAGCGGUUCAAAUAAGGAGCAUCAUGAGCUGUGCACGAUGGACCUUGACUGGCUUCACUACAAAUCAAGAGAGUGUCCUGGGUCCUACCACAGCCCUGUCUCGGCUACAAUCUUUACUAUGCGAAGUUCGAGACUUUUCUGAACUGGGGAACUCUUUUGCAAUCCAGCAGAGUAAGGACGAUGACCUUCAAACAUCUUUGGGUAUGGAUAGCCCACGAGGUACCACCACAGCACUUACUGUGCUAUUCAACCGUCUUCAGAUGCUGCCUUAUCGCAUCGCCGAGAUAUUCGGGAAACCAGAUCAUGAUCAAGAUGCCCCGGCUAUUCUUCUCAGCAUUGCAGCUUUGCUCGGAUGCUGUAGUAGCGCCUUUGGGUCCGAUGAUUCAUCAGCGAGUGAUUUAUCAGGGACGUGGCAAGGUAUAAGCGCAUGGUUGAAGAAGACAACGAACCACUUCAAUCAUAUGGUUUCACUACGAAAUCCAGCCGCGCUUAUCGUACUAGCCCACUGGGCGGCCAUUCUUGUUAAAUGGACUGAAGUCUAUGAGUGUUGGUUCCUACAUGGCUUUUCAAGGGCAAUUGUUCUGCUUAUUCACGAACAUCUUUCUAGGGAUGAUUCAGUUCGAAGAUUGGUUGAAUGUCUGCUGGAGUGA